AAAAGAGCCAACGACGGUGCAUGCGUCUGUACCUGGUCGGGACUACAUUCCACUCUUUGGCUGGCGUUUGCUUAGGUUUUUUCACGUCACAGGCGCCAUUUUGAUGAUCCGCCUGGCGGUUCGGUUGUUGUUAUAGCUUGCUCCUCCAGCAGCACGCAGCAAACGGUCGUUCUCAUCGAUUUCUUUCGGACGUGUUGCGUAGCUACCCAUCAUUCGGAUGUUAUUUGUUGCCACAUUCUUCGUCAUUUUUUGAGUUUCGUAAGCGUGCAUUACCUAGGCUUUCAGAGUGAACUAGUUACGACACACUACAGUGGAGCUAAUCUGUUUUAGUGCGCACACGUAAGGAACUGAUGGUGCAAACAAGAAGACAGCAAGAUACAGACGGAAACAUUUAGCACUUUUCUUUUACCUACCGGAAUGGCAACCGGUCCUCCGUCGAUUUUCUUAUGGGAAUCGCCGGUGCCGGCGUAAUGGAAACCAACCGUGUGACGACGCAAGAACUUGUAUCACACGGAUGUUGAUGCACGUUUCGUCACCUUAAGAAAUAGGGUGGCCACAACAAAAAAAAAAAAAACUUUUUCCAUCCAGUGCCAACAAAAAUAACAAAAACAAAAUGGGCAACGCCCAUUCCGCUCUCCCGCACGAUCCGCUUGAGUCGGCCGUAACACAUCCUAUCGCUCCAGCAGCCAACGAAAUCGACAAGGCUGAGAAAAGCGAAAGCAAAGAGAGCGGACGCCAUAAAAGGAUGGAGCGAUUGCGGAGAAGUUUCCGCGAGAGUUUCCGUCGCCGCAAAGAUCAUGUCCCAGAGAGCUCUAAGCCCCACCAAUGGCAGUCGGAUGAGGCUGCCGUCCGAGCUGGAACCUGCAACUUUUACGUUAAGUAUCUGGGAUGCGUGGAAGUGUACGAGUCACGUGGUAUGCCCGUGUGCGAGGAGGCACUUAAAGUUCUAAGGAACUCCAGGCGCCGACCAGUUAAAGGAGUAUUACACAUUUCCGGCGAUGGAUUACGCGUCGUCGAAGAAGACACCAAAGGUUUGAUUGUCGACCAGACGAUUGAGAAAGUUUCCUUUUGUGCGCCGGAUCGUAACCAUGAAAAAGGCUUCUCGUACAUCUGCCGCGAUGGCACUACGCGUCGCUGGAUGUGCCAUGGUUUUUUAGCCAGCAAAGACUCGGGAGAGCGAUUAAGUCAUGCAGUGGGAUGCGCUUUUGCCGUCUGCCUGGAAAGAAAACAAAAGCGUGACAAGGAAUGCAGUGUCACCAUGAAUUUUGACACCUCUAACUCUACGUUCACUCGCUCGGGCAGUUUUAGAGCGGCGCCCUUAACGGAGCGCAUUCAAGACCCACAAGAAUACAGGCCAGCUGACCCUCCAGCGCCGGCAAAAGCGGUCGUCAACCCGUUUGCCAUCGAACGUCCUCAUGCCGCCCCACACCUGCUUGAGCGGCAAGGUUCAUUUCGUGGGCUAUCACAGUUGAAUCAAAGUUCACCUUUCAAGAGGCAGAUGUCACUUCGAAUCGGAGAUUUGCCUUCGACUGUCGAGCGCCAGCAGAACUCGUUAAGCAAUGAAGCACCGAGCUACAAGUCCAACCUGAUCAUCACUCCUGAAAGUCCUCAGCCUCCUCCCCGAGUUAGUCGCCACCGGAUGCAGCCAUCUCCAGGUCAAGACUCAUCUAUGACACCUAUUCCGGAAACUUCGCCCAUGGUUGAACGUUCCAACGCAGUCAGCGCUAUGUGCCAGCAGCUGUCUCAAGGGCUGUCUCUUCUAUCGUCCACCGACGAUCCUUUCCUCGCGGACAACAAAGUCAACGUGAUCCCACCAACUAAUGGAUUUCAAGUGAACAACAAGGAAGUACCAGUGAACAAUCCAAUGUCACGAGGCGAACAAUGGCUGGGCAGCUUAACGGCGAGCGUGACAUCUCAGGGACCGAGCUCACUACCGCCUCGCCGUCCACCUGCCAUGGUAGCGCAUUCGCGAUCCCAAUCAUUGGGAUCGCCGCCUGAAACCCCUUCCACUAGCUCGGUUAGUCAUCCAGCGGCUGCUGCUCCGCCGCAGCUGCCCGCAAUACCACCGCGCAGUCCUUUCCACACAGCGCUUCAUUCCUCUUCUACUUCACCGGCCAGUUCGCCUGCACAUCAUUCCCCUUCUGUCGCUAAUCGAACAAGCGCUUCAAUCUCGGAUCCGUUUGAUGCCGAAUGGGCCGCUUUAGCCACACGUAAUCCCAGCAACACAAAUCCUUUUUUGCAGAAUUCCGUCGUCAAAACCUUCGAAGUUCGUAUGUAGAGAGGGUGAUAUUUCUUUUCUUUAGUUCUCCCCAGCCAACCCCCAGGGUUUUUUUUUAAUGAUUUGUUUGACGUGUUUAUGUUUUCCCUGCCUCUUAACACACACACAAAGAAAACAAAACAAAUAACAAAAAACAAAAAAAAACAAAAAAAAAAACAAAACAAAAAACAAACAAAAAAAAACAAAAAAAAACAAAACAAAACAAACAAACACAAAAGCAAGAAGAAAAAAAAAACAACAAACAAAACGAAGACAUUCCUUUACUUCUUGUACCCCCGCAAAGCUAUGUUUUGCCAACAACAUUUUUAACUUUUGAGUAUGUCUUGUAUUAUUUGAUUUAAAUUUUUCUCUUCAUUUUAGUAUUCUUUGUGUAAUAUUAUGUUUUUUGCUGGUGGACGGUGCCAAGAGCUCUUUCCUCAGGCGCGAGUGUGCUAGUUCCGUUUUAGAUUUGCGAUGCCCUCUCACUGUGUCACGCAUGUGAGUAUUGAGGAAUAACUAAUCAACUCCAUCCCUUUUGAACCCAUUUGUUGACCAUUCGAGUAGACUUCUCUUGGUUAAAAUCAGAAGAAUCGAACAAGGAGAAGGAAAAGUACUUGGUUGGGGAUUUGUAAGUUUUAUUUCUACAAACCUUUCGCACAGACAGUUACCCUCCUAAACAACGGACAAUAACGAUUCGAUUUAGAUUCACAUUGCUUCAUUUGCAUUGAAGCGGGAACUAUUGCACAAUUUGUAUAUCUCUUUAUCUUUACCUUAGCGAAGACAGAAAAGAAAAAGAAAUUAUUAUAAGCCAUGUGGUAUAUGUGUUUCAAUGUAUAUAAUGUCGAGGACAACCCAAUCGUACGCGGGGAGGGUUAAUUUGAACGAAAUUGGGACAUACAAUGUGGUGCCGUGUAGCAUAUAAUGAGUGAUAGAUGUUUCACACGCUCAGUGAAUGUUUCGUCGAAACAUACGAGAGUUGGCGUUGAGUGAAGGGUGGGGAGGGGGGGGUACAUCGGACACUUCUAAAUUAUAUGCACCGUUCGCUGUUUGCAGGCCAUUUGUCUGGCCAUUAGCUGAAUUGAUGAUUGUUUAUGCCUUCCCAUCUCCCAUUAUUGCCCUUUUGCUAAAGAUUUCGGUCGGUUGCCUUUACGCAGGACAAUGUCUCCAACACCCUGACAUGUAUCCAACCAAGGAUGAAGGCAAGACAUUACCGAUUUGUGCUCUUUUCUUCCCAUCUUUGUUUUUUUUUUAUUUUAAUCUUUACUUACUUGCCAUGUAAUCUUUUGGGACAUGUCUAUAAAAAAAAUUUUAAUCACAUUUUGCGUAAACAAAACCCCACAGAAAAAUUACUAAAUCCCAAAACUUCGAUGGAUUUUCUUCUAUGUUGUAACGACAAUACAUUCUCCUCGUUCUCAA
Molecule: messenger RNA, 3673 nt
Organism: Daphnia magna
Lineage: Eukaryota; Metazoa; Arthropoda; Branchiopoda; Diplostraca; Daphniidae
Product: protein numb
Exons: 10
Coding region: 614-2278 (554 amino acids)
Source: RefSeq, a predicted model, not a curated record